This is a messenger RNA of Zerene cesonia (dogface butterfly), 3450 nucleotides long. RefSeq names its product protein O-mannosyl-transferase Tmtc3 (gene Tmtc3). Gene Ontology annotation, biological process: protein O-linked glycosylation via mannose. Gene Ontology annotation, molecular function: mannosyltransferase activity; protein binding. The record is from RefSeq and is a predicted model, not a curated record. The coding region runs from base 360 to 3020 and encodes 886 amino acids. Gene Ontology annotation, cellular component: endoplasmic reticulum. The transcript is spliced from 12 exons. NCBI's taxonomy places the organism in Eukaryota, Metazoa, Arthropoda, Insecta, Lepidoptera, Pieridae.
UUGUCGGCGAAUCCGCACGCUGAGCGGGUGUGUCCGCGUUGCUAACGUCAAAAACAAAUAUAGAUGUCAAAUUAAACGAUUCCGUUAUAAAAAAGUGACAUGUGGUUAGUAGUGACGUAAACAAACACAAUAGCAUCACGUUUCGGAGAUCGGUAGUUGUUAAAUCGUAUUUAUAGAGCCAUUGCACUCGAAUUCGUGUGGCAAAACUUAGAAUACGUUUCACCUCGUAAACGUGGUUCGACUUUAUGUUAUUACAGGUGAUAUGUCCCGCUAACAUCGAUGGGAUGCGCUAGGAUUAUAAGGACUCCGAUAGUGUUGUGUACUUAGUAAUUUUGUGUAGAAUGAGAUUUUAGUUCAAGAUGGACCGCGUAAGUGGAGUAUGUAGAUUCGGCGGCGUAGUAUCGGCGGUUAAGCCAAGGACCGGUCGUAGUAAACGACGAUCCACGGUCUCCCCACCAGUAGCAGAAGACCUGCCGGAGCCACCCAGGAGGGGCUUGGGAGCCAUCCUCGUAUUAGCUUGCGUACUUGUCUAUCACAAUUGUCUGUACUGUGGAUUCGUUUUUGAUGAUAUAAGUGCCAUUAAAGAGAAUAGAGACUUGAGACCACAGACGCCAAUAUCAAAUAUAUUCCUCAACGACUUCUGGGGAACGCCUAUUCAUAAGGAGCAAUCUCACAAGUCGUACCGGCCGCUGACGGUGCUCACCUUCAGAUGGAACUACGCGAUACACGGCCUCCAGCCGGCCGGGUACCACCUCGUCAACCUUCUUCUACAUGCGCUGGUGUCUUUACUCUACUACAGAGUUUGCGCGAUGUUCCUGCCAGAAUUCGCAAGUUUCGUAGCAGCCAUCUUGUUCGCAGUGCACCCCAUACACACGGAGGCGGUGACGGGUGUGGUAGGGCGAGCCGAGAUGUUGUCAUCGGUGUUCUUCUUAGGAGCGCUCCUGUGCUACGCGCGGGCUGCCAGCAGACGACGGUAUACAGAUUGGCGCUACGUAGCGGCGUGCACGGUUUGCGUGGGAGUCGCCAUGCUCUGCAAGGAGCAAGGCAUCACUGUAACUGCAGUUUGCGUCGUGUAUGAACUAUUUGUUGCCCAAAAGCGGCGAACAAGCACAGGGCGUACAUGGCUAGAGAUCUGGGGUAAGGGCGGAUGGGGAUGCGCGUGCGGCGAAGCGGCGCGCAGGGUCACCACCGUGUGUUGUGCGACCCUGGCGCUAUUGGCCGCUAGACUGCACGUGAUGGGCGCACAGCUGCCCGUGUUUACGAGAUUUGACAACCCUGCUGGGGCAGCAUCACCGCCGGCUAGGCACCUAACCUUCGCGUACUUACCAGCGCUAAACGCGUGGCUACUCACAUUGCCUGAAGCGCUCUGCUGUGACUGGACCAUGGGGACAGUUGCCCUCUUGAGAUCAUGGCGAGACCCAAGGAACUUGGCCACUCUUGCGCUGGCCACCUCGCUGAUUGCGGGUGCUAUACAUGCGCUGAGAACGCGGUCGUCAGCAUUAUCUAUGGGUCUAGCGUUACUAGUGCUACCCUUCUUGCCAGCGUCCAAUCUCUUCUUCCCAGUUGGUUUUGUAGUAGCAGAAAGAGUGCUGUACAUGCCUUCGAUGGGCUGGUGUCUUCUAGUGGCCCAUGGGUGGAGGCUUCUGGCUAAGAAGAGAGCUAAGUUGGCUGCAUCUACUCUUAUAUUCCUGUUGCUAGCCUUCAGUGCCAAAACUUAUGUCAGGAAUUGGGAUUGGAAGACUGAAUACUCGAUUUUUGCGUCGGGACUUAAGGUAAAUCGCAACAACGCAAAACUGUACAACAACGUGGGCCACGCGCUCGAAGCGGAAGGUCGAUACGGAGAAGCAUUGGAAUUCUUCAAAACGGCCGUCAAUGUCCAACCUGAUGACGUCGGAGCUCACAUCAACGUGGGCAGAACAUUUAACCAUUUGGGAAGAUACCAAGAAGCGGAAGACGCUUAUGUUCAAGCCAAAUCCCUACUUCCAAAAGCGAAACCGGGAGAAUCCUACCAAGCUAGAAUAGCUCCAAACCACCUAAACGUUUUCCUGAACUUGGCAAACUUAAUAUCGAAAAAUGCUACGAGAUUGGAAGAAGCGGAUAUGUUAUAUAGACAGGCAAUUAGCAUGCGGGCUGAUUACACACAAGCUUACAUAAAUAGAGGGGACAUUUUAAUUAAGUUGAAUAGGACUAAGGAGGCGCAGGAAGUAUACGAGAGAGCUUUAUUGUAUGAUAGCGGGAACCCGGAUAUUUAUUAUAAUUUGGGUGUAGUGCUCUUAGAGCAAGGCAAGGCAUCCCAGGCGCUAGCGUACCUAGACAAAGCGCUGGAACUAGAACCAGAACAUGAACAAGCGCUGCUUAAUUCAGCGAUACUUCUGCAAGAACUGGGAGCCGCUGACCUGCGACACCUGGCGAGGCAGAGACUUCUGAAGUUACUUGAUAAAGAUGCGACAAACGAGCGCGUGCACUUCAACCUCGGCAUGGUGUGCAUGGACGAGGGCGACGCGGAGUGCGCGGAGCGCUGGUUCCGCGCGGCCGUGCACCUCAAGCCGGACUUCCGCUCCGCGCUCUUCAACCUCGCGCUGCUGCUCGCCGACCGCCGCCGCCCGCUCGAAGCCGCGCCCUUCCUCAAGCAGCUGGUCCGCCACCAUCCGGACCACGUCAAGGCGCUGGUGCUACUCGGAGACAUAUAUAUCAACUCCGUCAAGGAUUUGGAUGCGGCUGAAAGUUGCUACCGCCGCAUACUCGAGCUAGAGGCGGACAACGUGCAGGCGCUGCACAACCUGUGCGUGGUGGCGGUGGAGCGCGGCAAGCUGGCCGCGGCCGAGGAGUGCCUCACGCGCGCCGCCGCGCUCGCGCCGCACGAGCACUACAUACAGCGCCACCUCGCGGUCGUGCGCGCGCGACGGGCCGCCGUCUCGCUCCCGCACGCCAAGCCCGCCGCGCCCCCCGCCGAGGUGAGAGCGAGAUGGAACUACAUCCCGCAGCAACCCCCCGACCCGCACGAGACUGACCCCUCAUAGCGGCAUUGCUCGGACCGACAUUGAUAUUCGAAACGCUGGAUUGAAUUUUGUUUUGUUCUAACGGAUUGUGCUAUUUAUUUUUGUAUAGAUGCCGAUAGGAAGCUGGCUCGUUUGAAUCGCGGCUUCCGUUCGUCUAGAGUUUUUAAUAUCAAUGUACCUAACGGCCAAUGUCUGAUUUGCAUUUCAUCAGGGUAUUCGCAUUGAUUUCCAUUUGAGCUACGCGUUUUUAUAUAAUUGCUGAAGUAUUGUUCCAAAAAAAUAACCGACCGAAUGACGCAUUGUGAACCGGCGUCAAUAAAUUAUACUCAAACGAUUUUCGCGUCCUUUCAAUCCAUAUGUGAGAAAGAGAUAGCAAUCUAUCGAUCGCAAACGGUAUGCGAGUGACCAUUUCGUUGCUGUUUUUUAUUGACGCGGGUGAAAAUAAAUAAAA